CCACAGCUCACAUCGUAGCGAUAAGCAUCCACGAUGACCUCCCCUCCACUCAGACAAAGCUUCUCGGCCCAAGCGGACCACAGUGCUGUCAAGAAGAGGAUUGUAGUGUGUUGUGAUGGUACUUGGCAAGAUGGCAUUGUUAUGAAAGAACGCUGGAUGUACACCAACAUCUUGAAACUAUCCAGAGCCAUUGAACAUACCGAUCCUCGUGUGCAACCGCCUAUCCCGCAAGUUGUCUUUUAUCAGAGUGGUGUUGGAAGCGCUCAAAACCUGUACUCUGAGUACUACAUAGGUGCUACCGGUGCCUCCCUAGCCGAAAAGGUGCAAGAGGCGUACGCCUUCAUUUCGCAGAACUUCCACCCUGGUGAUGAGGUAUUCUUAUUCGGCUUCUCACGUGGUGCCUACACCGCUCGUAUGGUGGCUAUGUUUAUAGGCGCAAUCGGCAUUUUGGACCGUACAGACAUGGAUCACUUCGCUGAGAUUUUCGUCAACUACCAGAAGUUAGGGAAAGCGCAAGAUCCAGCAGAGAAGGCAGCUUUACAAACUAAGCUUGCCCGUUGGACCUCUCCAGAGUCCUCUGGCAAGAAGCGGGCCGAUGCAGAUCGCGACACCUUCUCUGUCAAGUGUGUGGGCGUCUUCGAUACCGUGGGGUCCGUUGGUCUUCCGGAGGAGAUCACCCGCAAGUCUCCUCCCGCAAAAUCGAUCUUUGGGUUUCCCAACACAGAGCUUGGAGAUCACAUCGAGCGUGCAUAUCAAGCGUUAGCCAUAAAUGAGACAAGGGAGGACUUUAACUGCGCCAAGUUCAAUCAAAGCGAGGCGGGACGCGUCAGAGGGCAGGUUCUUAAACAAGUCUGGUUUACUGGCUCUCACUCAGAUAUUGGCGGAGGCUGGCAAGAUCACGACCUUUCUGACCUGACUUUGACAUGGAUGGCGGCCAGUAUCGGAGACAUCUUGGCUUUGAACUUCAAGUAUCUUGCGAGUCUGCCUGAUCCAGUAGCACCUUGGGGCCAGCAGCCCCCGCACGACCCCAGAACCGGAAUCUUUGCCUUUUCCGAGGAGAUAAACAGGGAAUUACCCCAGCAUACGGACAACAAGACACAUGAAUACUUCCAUCCUUCCGUCAAAGAACAGGUACACCUCCGCCCAUCGCUUGCGGAGAUGAUAAAAAGUGGCACAGCACCGUUCUGUGAACUCCUGCCUUUGGAGCUCGAGGUGAAGCAAAAAUGGGCAUAUGUUCCCGACAAACACGACCAGAAGCAUUCGCAAGGCGAGAAACAAGUACAGUCAGCAUCUAGCUCUACAGCAGGACAUAUCUGGAGCACUGCGAAAAAUUUGGUCAGCUUGGGUAGUAUUCUGGGCCAGGAGGUUUUACAGGAGGUUCAAUAUAAGGUGUCUGGUGAGGACGGAGGACCGUCGUCGUCGUCUGUCCCGGGAUGGCUGUCGUCUGUGGCACACGAGUCCCACAUGGGGUCUGUUGUGAAAGAGUUAACCAAGGGCCAUUCCGAGUCGAAGUAAGCCACCGGAGGAGACUCUGAAGCUUGUGUUUAGUAUUAUCAAUUGGUUAUAUUUCAAUACCAGUGACUUUGUUACGUUCAGC
Coniophora puteana RWD-64-598 SS2 is the source of this 1597-nucleotide messenger RNA. RefSeq lists its product as uncharacterized. The coding region runs from base 34 to 1515 and encodes 493 amino acids. The record is from RefSeq and is a predicted model, not a curated record. The transcript has 17 exons. NCBI's taxonomy places the organism in Eukaryota, Fungi, Basidiomycota, Agaricomycetes, Boletales, Coniophoraceae.